Periconia digitata is the source of this 873-nucleotide messenger RNA. The record is from the annotation of a GenBank genome assembly. NCBI's taxonomy places the organism in Eukaryota, Fungi, Ascomycota, Dothideomycetes, Pleosporales, Periconiaceae.
CUUCCCCAAGCCAAACCGGCAUUUUCUGUCAAAAUGGCCCCCACAGCUAUUAAGCCUUCUGAUGCCGGCGAUUUUUGGUCACCCAAGGCCUAUUCUACAUCUGCACCCUUUGUGGCGACUUCCUCCCCGACCCUAGUCAAGCUAUUGCAAGCCCACAAAUCUGACAAGAUCCUGGAUGUCGGAUGCGGAGAUGGCGAAUUUACUUCGAAUUUCAUUGAUUCGGCAGGUUUCGUCCUAGGUGUCGACGCAUCCCCUCAGAUGAUCUCCGCCGCACAGGACCGGUUUGGGAGCAAGAAAGCAGAGUUUAGUGUUGUGGACUGCCGGUAUCUCGAUAAGGAAAGCUCUAUUGUGAAUGGCUCUUGGGACAAGGUCAUUACCAAUUCUGCGUUGCACUGGAUUAUGCGGGAUGAAGAUACCAGGGAGUCAACCUUCCCGGCCAUACACUCGGCGCUGAAGCCGCAUGGCCGAUUCUACUUCGAGUUCGGUGGGCAUGGACAUGUGUCCGAAGCUUUCACCGCUCUGAUGUAUAUGCUUGUUCAGCACGGUUAUUCGAUGGAGGAAGCUAGAAAGAUCAACCGAUGGUUUUUUCCUUCCAAAGAGUGGACACAGAAGGCAUUGGAACGAGCAGGAUUUGAGGUUGAGCUCAUCGAGGUUGAGUAUCGACCAACCAAAUUGACAGCGGCGGAAGACGGAGGUUUAGCGGGGUGGAUCAAACUUUUGGGGGCUCCGAUGAUCAAUGCCGUGCCUGCUGAAAAGAGGGAAAAUGCUGUGAAGCAAGUGUGCGAGGUUCUAGAGCCUGUGGUAACGAAAGGCGAAGAUGGUAGCCAAUGGCUUGGUUAUGUUCGGCUUAGGGGUAUUGCAAAGAAAAUAUAG